Fomitopsis serialis is the source of this 1185-nucleotide messenger RNA. RefSeq lists its product as uncharacterized. The record is from RefSeq and is a predicted model, not a curated record. Gene Ontology annotation, molecular function: hormone activity. Gene Ontology annotation, cellular component: extracellular region. Gene Ontology annotation, biological process: multicellular organism development. Bases 1 to 1185 code for a protein of 394 amino acids. Lineage: Eukaryota; Fungi; Basidiomycota; Agaricomycetes; Polyporales; Fomitopsidaceae. The transcript has 4 exons.
AUGAAGCUUCUACCGGUGCUGUCUGCCUCGCUCGUAUUUGCGCUCUCUGCCAGCGCGCAGUACUUCUCCGAAGGAUGGAAGCCCGGCCAACCUAUAGCAGAGGAGGUCCGCCCGACGCAAGUCUUCCAUCGAGUGCAGCAGCCCGUGCCGACGCAGGAGGGCAAGGCGCCUGGAUUCAGCUUCAAGAACGUGCUCACGUCUGGACCGGUGGACUUUAUUGCGUCCAAGAUGGGCGUGAACAUGACGGAGAAGCUUGCGCAGGCGGAGGCACUGGCAGAGUCAGAAAUAUGGGAUCCGCGGAUACCCCUAAUCACGGAUGGCAACUAUGGAGAGGUCAUUGUGGAGGAACCGCUGACGCUAGAGGAGGAGGCUGAGCGUGUAUGGUUCUUGGUAAUCUCGGUUUCGAAGGGCGGGAAGAACGCCCUCUCCCAGAAACUCGACGACUCCUUCGAUAAGGCUUUCAACGAAUCCGUCAUUGCUGGUGACCUGCCAAACGUCCGCUGGGGACGCGUGGAUUACCUCAAUGUCACGUAUAUCACGACGAAAUGGUCAAUCUGGCAGGCACCAUACUUGGUCGUCUUGACCGAGCGCGGGCAGACGUUACGUUUCUACAAGACAAAUGUUGUCAGGCUUGAGCCAGAGAUGCUUCGUGAUUUCCUCCUCCAGGAGAGAUGGCGCGACAACCAGCCGUGGGACUCGCCUUUCGCUCCCGGCGGAUCCUGGGAACCUGCCUUGCACCAUAUCAGCUUGGCUCUCAAGCGCUUUUACGAGUUCCUCAUCCUCUUCCCCAAAUGGGUCCUCAUGAUUGCCUCUGGUGCAAUUGCCAACCUCGUGAUGAAAGCGAUGCACCAUAAUGCGGGAACUGACCAGCCGCCGCCGAGGAAGAUUGAGAGUGGGACUCCACAGGAUGCUGCUCCUCCCCCGAGACGACGGCUAUUACAACCGAGACGACUGACACGAAAUCAUCCCCUUCGAAGAGCAAAGGGAGGCGCAAAAAUGCAAAGAAGUAGAUUACCGCUUAUUUAUGCCGUGUGGAGUAGAUCUAGCAUCAUCUCAUUUAUCACUGUAUGUAAGUUGGGAGUUGGUUGUGAGAGGCGAAUCCAAUGUGUCAUUAAUGCAUCUAGUGCGAGGGUAGAGGGCCAUCCGAGAAUAGCGACAAUGCUGAGCUUGAAGUUUACUCCUUGA